Messenger RNA from Ramularia collo-cygni, 2205 nucleotides. RefSeq lists its product as uncharacterized. The transcript is spliced from 3 exons. The record is from RefSeq and is a predicted model, not a curated record. Gene Ontology annotation, biological process: RNA processing; regulatory ncRNA-mediated gene silencing. NCBI's taxonomy places the organism in Eukaryota, Fungi, Ascomycota, Dothideomycetes, Mycosphaerellales, Mycosphaerellaceae. Bases 1 to 2205 code for a protein of 734 amino acids. Gene Ontology annotation, cellular component: nucleus; ARC complex. Gene Ontology annotation, molecular function: mRNA binding.
AUGGACAACUCUACAGGCACUGGCGACGUCAGUAAGACUGAUCAGACACCACCCAUCAGCACCACCAGCGGCUCGAAUAUCAUGCGUUCUUCAGAGGAUGAUGGGGGCAACACAGUCGCCGCGCAAGCUCCACCACUCACCGCAAGCAAUGAGCGCGAGGAGGUGACGCGCUCACAGGAUGGGAUUGCGGGCAAGGGCGUUCCCGAGCAAUAUUUGAUUCCAGAAAAGGACGUCAAAUCUCCGGAUCUCACCGAGCGCGAUGUGGUCUCGCAGGCUAUGGAGCUCCCGCYUGAUCUCGAGACUCUCGAUCCGGAGAGCGACUUCCGCAAGGUAACCGUCGAUCAGGAGAGCUACAUCCGCCCAUCUCAGGGUCGUCCAGUUGGGUCUGGCUUGCACCCGAACCUGCCAACGAGGAUCAAAGAGAUGGUGGAGUCGCAAGCUAAUCCCGAAGGCACUUCCAUACACAGUCUUGCAGUCGAAGAGACACACCCACAAGCCGCCGAAAUCAUCCGCCAAGUCGAGUACUAUCUGAGCGAUGGGAACUUGGCAACCGAUGCGUACUUGUUGCCUUCAACCGGUGUCCAUGGCACGGGUUGGACCUCACUCAACAAAAUCUUCGGAUUCAAGAAGAUGAAACAAUACAAGCCCCCGCGCCUGGCCAAGGCGGCGCUCAGAGGAAGCACAGUGCUUGAAGUCGAUGCCAAGCUGAAGAAUGUCAGACGUAGAACUGCCUUGACCGUGCCAGUACAAAUCAUCCCGAAGAAAUCAGACGAGAGCAGAAAGGCCCAAAUCCUUAUUGAGAAGCCAUGGUUGACCAAGAAUAUGCUCAAGCAGACGGGCUUCGAGGCGGGAAUCACUGAGGGCCCAAUGAGACCUGAGGAGGCCGAGGCAGAGCGACAGCUGUUUGAUCCCAAUGAGGCGUUCACCACUCGCAUCGAUCAUGGUAUUGCGAGAUACAUGUCGAAGCGCAAGAUGCAUCAAGAGAACCUGAGGGUCUUUUCGAAAUACCUGCUCUUCGGCGGAUUUGACGGCAAUCAGCGCCAAUUCACUGGCGGAUUUGAUGAGMCUGAUCUCGAGAACUACACCAAGGAUGAGAUCAUGCAGAUGAAGGCAACCUUUGGCGUCUCCGAGCGCGUUUGGGACGGCCUAGAAGACGACCAGGAAGGUGGUGCGACGUGGAUCGUUGACUUUGAAGGCAUGACCAAGGCGUUCUUCUCCUCUCACCUGCUCCAGCACUUCGUGUGGACAGAUAAGGCGGUGACCGACAAUGCAGCAGACAUCAUCACCAAUUUCCUCAACUACCUUCUCUACCAUGGGGUGUGCCCGGAAUACGAAGACGAGCUCCUCAAGGCACGGCACGUUUGCGCAGCCGCGCGACAUGAGCUACCCAAACUUGCGGCCGCAAGUCGGAAUCUACCCGGCGACUUCAAUACGGCCUGUUCCACCUUGCUCGACGGAUACUCUGCGGGGCGUCGUAUUCUCGAUCCAAAUGCCCCUUGGGUUCACCGAGACGAUCCCACGGGCAUGUCUAUUGUCUCGGCGAAGAACAUCUAUCAUACCGCACUUUUGGCGCAUUGCUCAGAUGAGCACUACGCGCAAUUCGUGCAAGCAGACAAUAAUGGCACUCUCACCAGCACUGACGAACAUCAGACUGGUCUGGAAGUCGUCGAAUUACAGCUUCCUAACGAUCAAGUUAAGAGCCUAUACAAGGAGGCAAGCAGCAACAACGACAUCAUCCACCCGACAGGAAAGCUGAUCUGCAAGCGUUGGGUUGCGCGUGGACCUCCCAGACUUGACAUUCCCAAGGAAGUUAUCGCUCGCAGAGAGGCGAGCAUGCCCAAGAGAUAUGACUUCCUGGUUGAUGAGAAUGUGCUGAGCUCGUGCUAUGUUGGUUUGAAGCUUGAGGCUACUGUGAUGAAAUUCAACGUCGGCGACAUCAGCUAUAUCGAUCGCGUGCAGUAUGUCUACCCAAGCUUCUUUACCUGGACGUUGAAUGAGUGUGUUCCAGAAUUUGCUCGCUCGGGACCGCCCAAGGACUGGAUGGUGCGCCAAAACGAAAGGARCAUGUCGGAUGAUGGGUCCGAGAGGGCGGAGACUGAUGCUGAUGGCAAGACGAUCGCAGAGCAUGCAGGUGGUGAGGCUUCUGAGGUUGGGAAUGGGCAUGAGGAGAGUACCGCUCCUGCUGAUGAGGAGACACCAGAUUGA